This is a messenger RNA of Drosophila elegans, 823 nucleotides long. It is a transcript of the gene ATPsynO, whose product is annotated as ATP synthase subunit O, mitochondrial. Lineage: Eukaryota; Metazoa; Arthropoda; Insecta; Diptera; Drosophilidae. The record is from RefSeq and is a predicted model, not a curated record. Gene Ontology annotation, molecular function: proton-transporting ATP synthase activity, rotational mechanism. The transcript has 3 exons. Gene Ontology annotation, biological process: proton motive force-driven mitochondrial ATP synthesis. Bases 89 to 718 code for a protein of 209 amino acids.
CAAGCAACCCUGCCUGAGGUAUCGAAAGGUCCCCUUACGAGUAACGUAACCCUGGUCACUGCUGCUGAAAAAAUUGUCGGGAUAAACGAUGGCCUCCAUUAACAAAUUAGCAAUUUUGAGCCGAGCCCUCAGCUCCACCGCCUCCCAGGCGAUGGUGAAGCCACCACUUCAGGUGUUCGGCCUGGAGGGUCGCUACGCCACUGCCUUGUACUCGGCCGCCACCAAGUUAAACCAGUUGGACCAGGUGGAGAAGGACCUUAUCGCCCUGCAGUCCACCAUCCGUAGUGACCGGAAGCUGCGCGAGAGUGUGACCAGCCCGAUCAUCAACAAGAAGGUUAUGGGCACCGCUCUGAAGGAGGCAUCCGAGAAGCUGCGCUUCGCUCCGGCCACCGGCAAUCUGCUGGGUCUGCUGGCCGACAACGGACGACUAAAGAAGCUGGACACCGUGAUCAACGCCUUCAGGACUAUCAUGGCUGCCCACCGCGGAGAGGUGGUCUGCGAGGUGGUCACUGCCAAGCCCCUGGACUCCUCCCAGAGCAAGCAGUUGGAGGGUGCCCUCAAGUCCUUCCUGAAGGGCAACGAGUCGCUGAAGAUCACCUCCCGUGUGGACCCCAGCAUCAUCGGUGGCUUGAUUGUUUCCAUUGGCGACAAAUACGUCGACAUGAGCAUUGCCACAAAGGUCAAGCUCUACAACGAUGUCAUCCAGACCGCUGCCUAGACCCUUAAGGAUUAGCUCUUGAUUUAGAUGGUUCAAACUAAAAGUUUGGUAUUGGAAUUCAAGCGGUAAUAGCGAAUAAACCACCCUUCACCCUUGGAAAAACAA